AUGCUCUACGCACAGCUGCGCAUCCCAAACAAGGUCUUACAGCAACCGGAUGUCCAAUACCUCGCCCGUAAAGCCGAGCUCCUCCCCCGCUUGCGGCGGAUCUAUGUCCAACCAUGGAUCCCUUCGCGCGGUAAUCCGUCAGCGUUGCAAGCGGGGCGCAUGGCUAACGAGCUUUCUCGAGUGGCGAGUGCCGAUCGCACCGGCGCGCGUUUCGUCCUCAUGGAGCAGAGCAUGUACGAUGGCGAAGCGACCUUUGAGGAUUGGAAGAAUUGCAUUGAAGGAGGACGCGGCCCUUGGCGAGAAGUUGGCGAAAUCCGAGAUCAGUGUGCGACGUACCCCAUGGCGCUCUAG
This is a messenger RNA of Punctularia strigosozonata HHB-11173 SS5, 351 nucleotides long. RefSeq lists its product as uncharacterized. The coding region runs from base 1 to 351 and encodes 116 amino acids. The transcript has 2 exons. NCBI's taxonomy places the organism in Eukaryota, Fungi, Basidiomycota, Agaricomycetes, Corticiales, Punctulariaceae. The record is from RefSeq and is a predicted model, not a curated record.